Molecule: messenger RNA, 741 nt
Organism: Saccoglossus kowalevskii
Lineage: Eukaryota; Metazoa; Hemichordata; Enteropneusta; Harrimaniidae
Product: mucin-22-like
Source: RefSeq, a predicted model, not a curated record
AUGACUAGGUUGUCUGCAGUAAACACGUCAAGUAAUUACAGCACAGUACACCACAACACAGUACAGCACAGUACAGUACACCACAACACAUUGCAGUACAGCACAGUACACCACAACACAGUGCAGUACAGUACACCACAACACAUUGCAGUACAGCACAGUACACCACAACACAGUGCAGUAAAGCACAGUACAUCACAACACAGUGUAGUAAAGCACAGUACACCAAAACACAGUGCAGUACAGUACAUCACAACACAGUGUAGUACAGCACAGUACAUCACAACACAGCGCAGUAAAGCACAGUACACCAAAACACAGUGCAGUACAGCACAGUACACCAAAACACAGUGCAGCACAGCACAGUACAUCACAACACAGUGCAGUACAGCACAGUACACCAAAACACAGUGCAGUACAGCACAGUACAUCACAACACAGUGCAAUACAGCACAGUACAUCACAACACAGUGCAGUACAGCACAGUACACCGAAACACAGUGCAGCACAGCACAGUACAUCACAACACAGUGCAGUACAGCACAGUACAUCACAACACAGUGCAAUACAGCACAGUACAUCACAACACAGUGCAGUACAGCACAGUACACCGAAACACAGUGCAGCACAGCACAGUACAUCACAACACAGUGCAGUACAGCACAGUACAUCACAACACAGUGCAGUACAGCACAGUACAUUACAACACAGUGCAGCACAGCACAGUACAUCACAACAUAG